Messenger RNA from Drosophila arizonae, 571 nucleotides. RefSeq lists its product as uncharacterized. The record is from RefSeq and is a predicted model, not a curated record. NCBI's taxonomy places the organism in Eukaryota, Metazoa, Arthropoda, Insecta, Diptera, Drosophilidae.
AUUGUGUUCAGUUGAAAUUUCGGCCGUGAAACGUUCAAUAUGAGAUUUAUUGGAAGUGUUUGCCUCUUGGCCAUGGCCAUUUGCCUGCUGCUGUCCGCCGUCAACGCGCUGCCAGUGCAAGUGCAAUGCAGCGACAACAACAACGGAACUCUGACGCAAACCUCGUCGGAUGGCCAACAGACACAGACGCAAACUGGACCCGGCUGCCAAACACAAGAAUCUGGAGAUGGACAGCAGAGCCAGAGUCAGAGCCAAAACGGCAAUGGCACCCAAACACAGACACAGUGCAGUGGCUCGAAUUGCUCUACAUUGCCGCCGCUCUUCACGAUGAAACCACUCGAAUGGAACACUCUUCCACCCAUGCAGUGGAACACUUUUCCACCCAUGCAAUGGAAUUAGAAAUGAACUACUCGACGCUCCACUGCAGAGUCAACUGAUAUAGGAAAUAGAUAUUUAUCUAUAUACAUUGACCUUGCUGUGCUUUAAGCUCUGUGUUCCAUUUAAUUGUGUUCAAUUAAUACUAUAAAUCUAGCUUAAGACUGUCAAGCCGUUAAGCACCUUGUCAGCUCUC